CGUGGCCUCGAGGCGUUUGCCAAGACAUGUUCUGCUACUCUUCACCGCGCGUCGACGCUCGCGUCACAGACACCUCACUGUCAUCUUAUUCCUCAUGUUCUUCUACGCUGUGUCUCUGUCGCGUAUUUCUGUUGUGUAGUCUAUUCCUUAGUAUCUCCGUCUCGCCAUGUUCUACAGCCACGAGGUCCUCACCUCGCGGAAAUAUGGCGUGGCUACUGUCUGGCUUGUUGCCACCCUCGGGUCCUCCUCGAAGCUCAAGAAGAUCAAGCGCAAGGCGAUCCGUGAGGUGGACGUACCGAAGGCAUGCCGGACAAUUCUAGAUCCCGGAGCGCCAAUGGCGCUGCGGCUUCAGGGCAGCUUGUUGUAUGGUGUUUCACGAGUAUACCUAGAGCAGUGCAGCUAUGUGUUGUCUGAUGCGGAGAAUGCGCACAAUUCAAUGCGCUUAAUGAUGAAGAUUAUGAAGAAUGCGGCGAUUGAUCCUGAGGCUGGGAGGGCGAGACCCGAGCAGCUAAUCCUUCCCGAUGAUCCCGCCUUUUUGCCAGAUUUCACGCUUCCUCCCGCGGACCUCCUUGUGGAGCUGAACUUUCCGAUACCUCCUCCAGUCCAACGUUUCGACGAGUCCCAGACGUAUACCCCCGGCGGCUCUCAGAGCAGCCAUCGGAGCCCGACAGCUCCUCUUGGAAAUCUUCUCAUUCCCAGUUCGUCUCCAGUGGCUGCAGGCGAUUUUCAAAUUGCGGGUGACUAUGGUAUCGGCAGUGUAGGAGAAUCCGGCGGCCUGAUGGGCGUGGAAGAUGUGGCACAGCCCCUAGAGGAAGACUUCAGCUUCGAUGCUGAUGGCAACCUCAUAGAUUUCGCUGCCGGCGAGGGGGGUUUCAGCACACCGCUUAACCAAAGAGGAUCAACGAUGAUGAGCGAUGCUGGGGCGAGUGCGCGGGUGAGAGAAGAGCAUUUGGAAGGACAACAAACUGCAGCCGAGAGAGUCGGCGACCAAAUGGAGCUCGAUUUCCCCAACAUCGGCGAAGACUUCCCCAUGGACGAUGCCGCCGCCAUCUCACCCGACCAACAACAGCAGAGCAGUUCCCGUGUCCAAUCCGACGGGACUUUCCCGUCUUCUGCAUCAGCCCCAAUGCAACGCAGAACACGAAAACCCAAAGUCAUCCCUGCGGACCGCACCAUGGAACUUCGAAACAAGGACCUCGCAAACUGGAACAACAACUACCUCCACAACAUGGCCGAAGCCACCCGUCUGAAGAAUGCACAUCGUGCUCCCGCCCAAGCGAAGAAGAACGCAGAGUACUUCGUCUGGGGCGCCGGCGUUGGAGGCAUCGGACGUCGACCCGCAGGCGCCACUGCACCGAGCCCAUUGGAUAUGUACUGCGGCGACAACCUCUUCGCACUGUUCACAGGCAUCGAUCGGCGUGCUCUGCGUGCGGGAAAGAAACAUGACCGUGACAGCGGGAUCGAUGAAGCCAUGGCCGAAGAAGGGCGGCGCGUUCGGCCUCGCCGGAGUGUUGAAGACAAUCAGCAACAAGUGGGUCGUGGCCAGGAGGACGAGGGGAUUAUUCUUGCUGAGGACGACGAACUCGCCAUCGCUGAUAAGGACGACGUUGAACUCCCGCGCUCUGCGCCCUCCGCGCUCGAUGACCAGCAAAUCUUCUCCUCCAUGCCUUGGAACAUGAGCGCCUCCGUCCGCGGCUCUUCCGCCGUGCCUCACAGUGCCCGGGUCGGCUCCGUGGGCACGUCGACAGGUGUCCUGGGCUCCGCAAGACUGCGCGGUUCGAGGAUGGUGUCGGCGUCUCCGCUGCAGAGGCGUGCCCUGAUGCGCGGUUCUGCUGCCGACCUCGAAGCUCUAGGUCUGGGAGGUCUCGGUUCAGAGCUCGAUGUCGAGGGAUUCGGGCUACCGGAGCAGAUGACUUCGGAUGGGUUUGGCGAGAUGUUGCUAGCAUCGCCUGGGAAGGGAGAUGGAGGAAGUCCGGAGCGAGUGAGGGUGCAGGAGGCACUGUCGGCUGAGGGGAGCAAUUUUCUCGAGUUCAUUAAUGAUGCUUUGUUCGAGAAGCAGCAACGUGUGAGAGAGAUGCAGGGGACGGAGGACGAGACGGAACAGGCUGACGAGGUGCUAUUUGAGGAAGUGCUACCGCCUGCAAAGAAUAGCAGGGUGGUGGCUUGUCAGGGGUUGAUGAUGGUUCUGGCCCUUGGGUCGAAGGGGUUGCUGGAGGUCAGGCAGGACGAGCCUUUUGCGGAGAUUGGGCUUAAGGUUACGGAGAAGGCGAAAGAGAUGGGACUGGGUGUGGUGUUCCAGCCCGAAGGUGAGGGUGACGCAGGUGAGGGCGGCGCGGAUGCGGGCGAAGAUGCAGAAAUGCUUAAGGAAGAAGGCCAGUUCGACGAGGAGCAAGUGGCUGCUGGUGCUGGUGACGCUGCUGGCGCACCGAAACAUGAUGUACACGGCUCGGACAACGAUAGCGCCAGCGAAGACAAUGGAGGCGAAAACGAAGUCAUCGAAAUCAGUGACGGCGGCGACGACGAUGACGAUGACGGCCAUGGAAGCAACAACGGAAAUGACAAUGACAGUCUCUACGCGGAUUAAGGUAAUUGCCUCUACGAUCAUGCGUUUUCACGUAUACGGGAACUCUACAGGGUUUCCUCUCACACAACAGCGGGAGUCGGGACAAAGGUGUACGUGGCGGCGCAAUCUGUGUUUCAUCUUCCAACGAUACCCAUGGGAUGGCUCGCAUAUGGGCGGAUACUUUCACGGGUUAUGAUUUUUCGGAGACCUUUGUCUUUUCCAUUUUCUUUCCAUAUAUAGUGCAGAGCGGGUCAUAUAGUUCACGGGUAAAGGAAACGGAAUUUCGGGCAUAUGUAGCGAUCUGUGAUAUUAAAGCACACGCGUAC
This is a messenger RNA of Westerdykella ornata, 2889 nucleotides long. RefSeq lists its product as uncharacterized. The record is from RefSeq and is a predicted model, not a curated record. Gene Ontology annotation, biological process: replication-born double-strand break repair via sister chromatid exchange; mitotic sister chromatid cohesion; synaptonemal complex assembly. The coding region runs from base 167 to 2584 and encodes 805 amino acids. Lineage: Eukaryota; Fungi; Ascomycota; Dothideomycetes; Pleosporales; Sporormiaceae. Gene Ontology annotation, molecular function: chromatin binding; protein binding. The transcript is spliced from 6 exons. Gene Ontology annotation, cellular component: synaptonemal complex; cohesin complex.